AUGGGACAGGUGGCCUUCGCAGACGCGACGCGACGCGACACCCGGCGCGGCGCGAACGCGGCGCGGCGCGACGCUGGCGAGGCGCGACGCCCGGAGGAGGACGCAAUCCCAGAGGAGCAUGACCAGGAGAGUCAGGUGAGGAUGGAGCGGCAGUGGAGGUUUCUGAGGAACACCCGCGUCAGGAGGCAGAGCCGAAACAUCACACACAAAGGUGUUUCCCGUCUUGAUGAUCAAAUAUUCAUCAACCGCAACCCUGGAGUACCAUCUGUUGUGAAGUUCCACCCCUUCAACACCUGCAUCGCCGUGGCCGACAAGGACAGCAUCUGUUUCUGGGACUGGGAGAAGGGCGAGAGGCUGGACUACUUCUACAACGGAAACCCUCGCUACACUCGCAUCACCGCCAUGGAGUACCUGAACGGACACGACUGUUCCUUACUGCUCACUGCAACAGCAAAAUUGACCAACUCGGAAGGCCCAACGGGGGCGAAAAACCCUGGGGACCACCAUCGUCGUACAGCCUCUCUGGGACGGUGCGGCAGUGGUAGAGACCCAAGAAGACCAGACGCUUACAAGAAG
Messenger RNA from Notothenia coriiceps (black rockcod), 576 nucleotides. RefSeq names its product regulatory-associated protein of mTOR-like. The annotation marks the transcript as partial. Gene Ontology annotation, biological process: regulation of autophagy; cellular response to amino acid stimulus; positive regulation of cell growth. The transcript is spliced from 5 exons. Gene Ontology annotation, cellular component: TORC1 complex; cytoplasm. NCBI's taxonomy places the organism in Eukaryota, Metazoa, Chordata, Actinopteri, Perciformes, Nototheniidae. Gene Ontology annotation, molecular function: protein-macromolecule adaptor activity; protein binding. The record is from RefSeq and is a predicted model, not a curated record.